CCUGAUGGCGGCCGGGCGGCCAUGGAGCACAUCAGCACCCCCAAGGUGGAAAAUGUGAAGUUGCUGGAUCGCUACGCCAGCAGGAAGGCAGCAAGCGGGACCCUGUACCUGACAGCCACACACCUGAUCUACGUGGAUGCCUCUGCUGAAGUCAGGAAGGAAACAUGGAUCCUGCACCACCACAUCUCCAGCGUGGAGAAGCUGCCCCUGACCACGGCUGGGUACCCCCUGCUCAUCCACUGCAAGAACUUCCACGUGGCUCACUUUGUGAUUGGCCAGGAGAGGGACUGCCACGAUGUGUUCACCUCCCUGCUCAAGCUCUCCCAGCCAGUGAAACCCGAAGAACUUUAUGCUUUCUCUUACAAUCCUAAAAUGUCCAAAGAGAGCCGGGAGAUGGGAUGGAAACUGAUUGAUUUGAAACUGGAUUACCAGCGUAUGGGCAUCCCCAACGGCUCCUGGGAAAUGACGGAUAUUAACAAGGACUAUGAGGUUUGCAGCACAUACCCUCCUGAGAUCGUGGUGCCUCGAGCUGCUACCAGGGCCGUGGUGAUGGGAAGUUCAAGGUUCAGGAGCCGAGGGCGGAUUCCGGUGCUUUCGUACUUGUACAAGGAAAACAAUGCUGCCCUGUGCCGCUGCAGCCAGCCCCUGGCCGGGUUCAGCGCGCGCUGCCUGGAGGACGAGCAGAUGCUCCAGGCCAUCCGAGAGGCCAACCCCGGCUGCCCCUUCAUGUAUGUUGUAGACACGAGGCCAAAGUUGAAUGCCAUGGCCAACAGAGCUGCUGGGAAGGGCUAUGAGAAUGAAGAUAAUUAUGAAAACAUUCGUUUUAAAUUCAUUGGCAUAGAGAACAUCCAUGUGAUGAGGAGCAGCCUGCAGAAACUGCUGGAAGUGUGUGAGAUGAAGUCUCCCUCCAUGAGCGAUUUCCUGACAGGGCUGGAGAACUCGGGCUGGUUACGGCACAUCAAGGCUGUGAUGGAUGCAGGUGUCUUCCUGGCCAAGGCUGUGAGGGAGGAGAGGGCCAGCGUGCUGGUGCACUGCUCCGACGGCUGGGACCGCACGGCCCAGGUCUGCUCCUUGGCCAGCCUCCUCCUGGACCCCUUCUACAGGACCUUCAAAGGCUUCAUGGUCCUGAUAGAAAAGGAGUGGAUUGCAAUGGGCCACAAGUUCUCACACAGGUGUGGCCACCUGGAUGGGGACCCCAAGGAGGUGUCCCCUGUGUUCACACAAUUUGUGGAGUGUGUGUGGCAGCUGAUGCAGCAGUUCCCCUGCUCCUUCGAGUUCAGCGAGCGCUUCCUGCUGGAGAUCCAUGACCACGUUUAUUCCUGCCAGUUUGGCAACUUCCUGGGCACCUGCCACAGGGAGAGGGAGGAGCUCAGAAUCUUUGAGAAGACCCAUUCCCUGUGGCCUUUCCUCUUACAGAGGAAGCAGGAGUUGAGAAAUCCUUUGUACAGAGGAUUUACAGCUUACAAAGAGCUUCAACCAAACACUCUACCUUUCAGUUUCCAGUUCUGGUGUGGGAUGUACAACCGCUUUGACAAGGGCAUGCACCCCAAGCAGUGUGUGCUGGACCAGCUGCUGAGCUGCCUGAGCCGGAGGGUGACCCUGGAGGACAGCGCAGCCGAGCUGGAAAACAAACUCCCUGUCCUCGACAGCCCCUCGCCCAGCAAAGGCUGCACCUCACGCAAGGCAGGAGCUGCUGCUGCCAAAGCCAACACUCCUCCUCAGGACUGUGCAGAGGGAGCAGCCCCAGUGCUGAGCAAUGGCCCCUCCCUGGGGCACCAGAAGCACAAGGAGAGCCCAGCCCAGCCCCAGGAUCUCGGAGCCUCCGGGGAGGAUGGGCAGGCUCAGCACCAGGGAUGAGCUCUGGGAGCUGCUGGGAGAAGCUCUGGGGAGCUGCUGCAGCCCCCACUUGCAGCUGAGUGUGAGUAGGGGUGUGCAGGGCUGGGGGAGCAGCUGCUGGGGGGCACCUCCUGCAGCUCAGGUGAUGCAGAGCUGCCAGGAGCCUGCCUGGCAUUCCUGGGAACUUGGCUUUCAGUGGCAACACGUGCAUUUCUGAGGGUUAGGGCUGCCUGCCAGCUCUGCUGUUUGAUGCUGGAAGAAACCUUGCCAGUUCCAUGAGGAGCUGGGCAGUAACUGCAGGAGGAAGGAUGCAAAUCCCUCUGUUCUCAGUGGUGGUCCAAGGUCAUCUUAAAACAAGAAAAAAUUUUAGUCCGUCUUCAAAUGACAAAAACUCCCCCAACCUCUCUUAGCUGUGAAUGAGUCUCUGCAUGGACCCCUGCCUUGUACCAGAACUGAUUCAUGUUUUGUUUCCUAUGCAUAUUUGUUACACAAAACCAAACCCUGUGCCUUCUCUGGGACUGUGUCUGUGUCCAGCCAGGCCACUGCAGGUUUUGUGCUGGAGUUUGCAGGGUGCUGUUGGUCCUGUCUGUAGUCGGUGUUUGUGAGAGGUUUUCUUCUGCUGCAGCUUCUCCAGGGUUUUUGCUGUUCCCCCGAGUUCAGCAGCUUUUUCCAAGCUGACCUCUUGAAGAGCCAGCUUUUAUGGACCUCCUUUAUUGAUGGGAGUGCAGAGCCAGCCCACAACACAUGGAUUUGUGAUAAGAGGGAGGAUUGGAAAUGAGGAAAGACAGCAGAACAUUUAUGUGGAAUUUUUCUCUCUUAUUUUGUGAUGUUGGUUAAACUGAAGCUAGAGACUAACUGUUCCAAGCUGGAAUCAUUGAUGAGACAGCAGUUACAGAUGGGGCUGUGUUCUGGUACUGAAAUGGGGCCUGAAAUGAUAAAAUCACUUGCUGAGUGAUUCUAGGCAAUGUUCAGAUUCCAGGAACUUUAGGGAUGUUUUGUCUGCCUCAUGAACAGUAUCUCUCGUGGCAAUGAACUUGGGAAGAAACAGAAGAAACAAGGACUUCUCUCCCAGGGAUUGGGUGUCACAAAUGAGUGCUUGAAGGUCACCCAAAAAUCGUUGGGAGGGGCAUCAGCAAAAGCAGGUUUGAUAUAAAAAGGUGUGACCAAAUUCAUUUGCAAGGUUCACUCUCUUACUUAUUACAUGGUUAAAGCACACAGAGAAAAACUAAAAUAGAAAAUCAAGCAAUCUAAAAGUAAAAUCAUCAGCGUGGAGGCUGGGGAUGGAAAAGGGUCAGGAUGAAAGGGAAUGAGGGACAUUCUCCUGUUGAGUCACAGGGUUCAGAGUGGAGCAGCCUCCCUGACUGAGCCCUGGAAUUAUCAACAAUUCAGGCCUAAAGUUUUCCUGGAAUCAGAGAAUCAGUAGCAGCACUUGAACUCAACAGCAGAGAAUCAGCAGGUAAGGAAUUGAACAAGGGGUUUGUGUAGAAUUCCCUGUAAGCACAACAGGAGCUCCCUUAGAGGCUGAGCUCACAAAUCCAAAGUACUCCAUAAUCCAGGAGAGCAGCAUUCCCAGUGCUUUGGCUCUGGCACAGCCCCAAGGACCAGGUCCAGGUGUAUCCCUGGGAAAAAUUCCCCACGAGUUUUCCCUUUUUAUAGAGAGUUGCUUUUAUCAGAGUCACUUUCCAGCCUGGAUGCAAUUUGGGUCAAUAUCUUCCUUUGAAAUGUCAAUAACAAAAAUGUUCCACUUGGCUUGUUCUUCAGGCAAGAAAAAUCAGAUUCCAGGGCUGGUAGCUAAACCCAGGAGUUUGUACUCCAGCCCUGGGAGCAGCCAGUGUUCCUGAUAAGCUCAAGGUGCUGCUUAUCAAGGUCAAGGGCUGAGGACAUUUCUGAGAUCGUGGUGAGGCCUUGGGGACUUAGAGGAUUCCCCUCCCCAGGAGCUGUGCCACUGUCCUUGUUCUGUGCUGAAUUGCACAGAAUCCCCUGUGCAGCUUUGUUCAGGAUGCUGCUCUGCUCUCUUCUCAAGCUGUUGUUUCAAUUAGGUGCUGCCAUUAAGUUUUCAAAUCAGAUUUUCUCUUUUAUAAAAAAGUUUGGAAGCCAACUGAAAAUAUUUGAGCCUUCCCAAUCUCCAGUGAAAGCAGAAACAUUCCACUGCAACACCAGAAAGUGCAAUAACUCUGCUCCUGUGCUUUCAACCCACGGUGAAAUCACUGGGUAGAUCCAGUGUCCAAAACCCAACCCAAACCUCCCUGAGUGGCUGUUCUGGGUAAGAAAAUACUUAUUUUAUAAAGCACAUGAAAGAUCCAGAGAAAAAGAGAGCACAGAGUUUCUCCAUUACCUGGAAUACCAAAGAGGAAGUUUUUUAGUAUUGAGGGUUUGUCAGACUGAAAUGAAGUUGUUGUCAAGGAAAGGGUGGGAACUAUAAGAGUGAUUGAUGAAAAAUGAAACACUGGAAAUGCUGACCCAGGUGUGACUGAUGGAUCAGCCCUGUCUUUUCUUUCCAGGGGGUAAUGGGCAACAUCCAUCCCCAAAUCUGAGAGACAAUGGAACAUGAAGCCAAGACAGGCACUUUUUAGAACCAGUUACUCUAUGGAUCAUCAGUUCUUUGGAUAUUUUUAAUAAAUUCUCUAAUUUUCAUUAGAGAUCCAAAACUGGAGAGGGUUUUGAUUGACUACUGAAGGACCUAAAGGUGCCAUUGGAUAAUUAUUGUACAAAUCCAGCUUGCAGAAGGCUCCUGGAAACGUUUGUAUGGUGCUUUGCCUUUGGAAUUGCCAUUGGAGGAGUUGAAUAAUCUUUCCUUCCUAAAAAUGUUGUCUCCACAAAACUCCAGUGUUACUACACGUGUGUACAACCACCACCAGGUUACUCAGUGUUGUAAGCUUGGAGUAAUCUUGCUGCUUUUAACUCCAGUGGCAAAACAGAGCCAAACCCAAAAAUUAAUGUCUUUUAAACCUCUUGGAUUUCGUGUGUGCAGCCUCAGGCAAAGGCUACAGUGUGUUAAGAGCCUUUCAUGCUGAUGCUGGAACUUAGGAGCUGGAAAAGAUUCCAGGGUUUCCUCUUUUUCCACAAGCCCAUGGUUUGAAAACCAGUGAAGGAGAAGCUUUUUUGUUUUUGGUGGCAGCUCUGGGCUGUUUGCAGAGCAGAAGUGAGGAGCUGCUCAAAGCCCUGCAGUGUCCUGAGCUCAGCUGGGAUCUGCUGCCCAGGAAAGCUGUGUUCCCUGCCUCUGGAGCAUCCUUUGCCCAGGAAAGCUGUGUUCCCUCCCCCUGGAGCAUCCUUGAGCAUCCUCUGCUGCCCAGGAAAGCUGUGUUCCCUGCCUCUGGAGCAUCCUCUGCUGUCCAGGAAAGCUGUGUUCCCUGCUCCUGGAGCAUCCUCUGCUCUCUGGAAGUGUGGGAGGAAUGGAGGAGCUGUUACUGCUGUUGGGAAUCUGCUGCUGCUGCUGGGGAAAGUUCCUGCAACUGGUUGAUUCCUGGGGAAGCAGCCAUGCUUUGUGAGGUCAGAAAUCCUGCUUUUAUUUGGAACAGUGCAUUUGGAUUCCUGUCACUGAGAGAGCUGGGAGGGAAGAGGGAUCUGAUUUGCUGCAGAUGGGCUCUGCUUGGGUAAAACUCUCCCUUUUCUGGAGCUGCUCCUGCCUCACCAGGACAUUCCAUGGUUUCUCCAGGACAUUCCAUGGUUUCUCCAGGACAUUCCGUGGCUUCCUGCCUUUUCCCAGUGUCUCCUGUGCUACAGGCAGGUGUAACCUUGUAGUGGCCUGUCAUACUCUGUGUUAAAACUCCUACUCUGAAGCACAAGAGGGACUCGUGGAGCUUCACUUGAAAUGUCUUAAAUGUGAACUUUGUUCUGUGGAUUCUUAAAUUGGGGUUUUCUUUUGCUGUUGUCACCUGUGGGAGAGAAAAUCCAAUUGGUGCUGUUUGCUCUGCAGGGAAAAAGUGGGAAUAAUUGGGUUGUCCAUAGUUUUAGUUCUCCAUGGCCUCUUUAGGGGUGAGGAAAAGCAGUUUGUAAAAGCUUUUAGGUCUUGGUCUGUUCUUGUGCUUAGUGAUUGCCUUUCCAAGUUAAUUCCUUGGAAUAAAAAUCCACCUGCUCUGAUGCAGAGCCAUCCUGGCUGGGAUGGAGGAGAUGGGCUUGGAGGGAGCUGGGAAGCUUCAGGAAGCUUCCCCAGUCCUACAGAGUGGGAUUUGGCAGGAGCUGAAGGUGCCCAGAGCACCACAGGAUCUCCAGGUGGGAAUGCUGGUGUGGAGCAGCCCUGUGGUGUUGUUUCCAUCGUUUCUGGGAGCAGAGAGCCCCCAGAGGUGCUCCCAAAGCUGAGGCAGCCCCAGGAAAAACCUUGGAAAGGGAAGAGCUCCUGUUCCAGGCUCCUUCAGCUCCUUGCUGACCUGGUCUUGUGCAGCCACAGAGCCCAGGGGAAUUUGCUGGCAGGAUGCAGUGCUGGGUACCCAGGAAGGACCAGGAGCAUUCCAGAGGGGUUUUCCUCUCCUCCCACCCCCUCUGCUCUGUGCUGAGGGCUGGGGUUGUUUUUAGAGGGACCUCUCCCAGCUAUUCCUGGUUUCCAUCCUUCCCUCAUGCACAUCCAGGCAUUCCCUGGGGAAAACCUGCUCUGCAUGUCCUAUUUGUGUUUAAUUACCACCCAGCACUUGAUUAAUUAGCUGAGGAAGCAGGGGAUGGUAAAGCCUGUGCUUGGGACCAGGGCCAUUCGUUAGGGCAGGUUUGCUAAUGACAUUAAUUAACGUGACCCCCUGGGAGCUGCAGGGACAGGGCAGGACCAAGGGGUUGUUUUUAUAUCAUUUCUAUAUUUCCAUCUAUUGAAUGUAGCAGAAACUACUGGAGUAACUCAGCACUGGAUCCCAUCCUCUGGCUGGAUUUUCCUUGGCAUCCCCAAGCUGAUCCUUUUAGGAAUGUCCCUGAAACCCUGUAGUGCUGGCUGGGAAUGUCCCUGUUGCUGUUUGUGUCUGUGUCACUGCUGAGGGACAGUUGUGGGGGUAAGUCCCAGUUUGUGCCCCGAGGGCUCUGUGGGGCUCUUCCGUUCCUGCACUGCUUGAAGCUGAUCUUGUCUAGAGAAGAAUUGUGUCUUUUCUCUCUGUUUGUCCCAUGGAGUCUCUCUUGGAUUGCAGGUAUUUUUAUUCCCUAAAAAUAAAAUAAACACUUGGCCUU
Molecule: messenger RNA, 6978 nt
Organism: Onychostruthus taczanowskii (white-rumped snowfinch)
Lineage: Eukaryota; Metazoa; Chordata; Aves; Passeriformes; Passeridae
Gene: MTMR8
Product: myotubularin related protein 8
Exons: 14
Coding region: 22-1857 (611 amino acids)
Biological process (GO): negative regulation of autophagy; dephosphorylation
Cellular component (GO): nuclear envelope
Molecular function (GO): phosphatidylinositol-3,5-bisphosphate phosphatase activity
Source: RefSeq, a predicted model, not a curated record